UGCGUGCGCGCCGAGCGCCGGUUGAGGUCGGAGCGCGCCGGCGUGGUGCGGGAGCUGUGCGCGCAACCCGGCCAAGUGGUGGCCCCCGGAGCGGUGCUGGUGCGGUUAGAAGGAUGUAGCCACCCAGUUGUCAUGAAGGGCCUGUGCGCCGAGUGUGGCCAGGACCUAACCCAGUUGCAGAGUAAGAACGGGAAGCAGCAGGUUCCGCUGUCCACGGCCACCGUGUCGAUGGUGCACAGUGUCCCAGAGCUGAUGGUGAGCUCCGAGCAAGCUGAGCAGCUGGGAAGGGAAGACCAGCAACGACUGCAUCGAAACAGAAAGCUGGUGCUCAUGGUCGACUUGGACCAGACCUUGAUCCACACGACAGAGCAGCACUGCCAGCAGAUGUCAAACAAGGGCAUAUUUCACUUCCAGCUGGGCCGGGGCGAGCCGAUGCUGCACACCCGUUUGCGUCCCCACUGCAAGGAGUUCCUGGAGCAGAUCGCAAAGUUGUACGAGCUGCACGUCUUCACUUUUGGUAGCCGACUGUAUGCGCACACCAUCGCAGGCUUUUUAGAUCCUGAGAAGAAGCUUUUUUCUCAUCGAAUAUUGUCAAGGGACGAGUGUAUUGACCCGUUUUCUAAAACAGGCAACCUUAGAAAUCUCUUUCCUUGUGGAGACUCAAUGGUUUGCAUUAUUGAUGACCGAGAAGAUGUCUGGAAAUUUGCCCCCAAUCUGAUCACCGUGAAGAAGUAUGUGUACUUCCAGGGCAUAGGAGACAUCAAUGCUCCAUCUGGGUGCCGGGAGUCUCAGGCGAGAAAGAAAGUGAGUCAUUCUUCUAAAGGUGCCGAUGCCACAGAGCAAGCUCCAUCUGUCAAGGACCCCGAAGAAGGAAGGCAGGUUCCUGGGGUCGAGCAGAGUAACGGGCUUGGGAAGCCCUCAAGGGAGCUCAAUGGGGGCACUCCUCCACAGGGGGACUGGCCCUUGCCUUGUCAGGAGGAGGAGAGGGGCACACGGCCUGCCACCCAUGCCCCCUUGGCUGAUGGUAGGGGGCCCCCAGCGUGUGCUCCUCAGCAUGGUCGGACAUUGCCAGAAAAGCGGCCUGCUCAGGGCACGGCGGGUGCUGACCUGGACUUUGACUUAUCCAGUGACAGCGAGAGCAGCAGCGAGUCAGACGGUCAGUCUUCCUCUCCUGCCUCUGAUGGCGAAAGUGGGGAGAAGAGGGGCCGGAAAAAGCCUAAGGCCGUGCGAGAUGCUGGGAAAGUCGUGCCGCAGGGUGGCGUCCCGGGCUCAGGAGGGGAGAAGCCUGCAGGAGCAAAUCACUGUGGGGAGUCUGUGCCCGCUGUCCAUGCGGACGUGCAGGAGGAGAGCGAGCGGGACGGCCUCUGCGGGCUUGGGGGCGGCUGUGCUGACAGGAAGGAGGCUGAGACGGAGUCCCAGAACAGCGAGCAGUCGGGCAUCACGGUGGGCGAGUCACUGGACCAGAGCAUGGAGGAGGAGGAGGAGGAGGAGGAGGACGCCGACGACGACGACCACCUGGUCUACCUGGAGGAGAUCCUCGCCCGCGUGCACUCCGACUACUACGCCAAGUACGACCGCUUCCUCAGCGGGGAGAUCCAGGAGGCCCCCGACAUCCGGAAGAUCGUCCCGGAGCUCAAGAGCAAGGUGUUGGCAGACGUCGCCAUAAUAUUUAGUGGGCUGCACCCAACAAACUUCCCAAUAGAGAAGACCCGGGAGCAUUACCACGCCACGGCCCUUGGAGCAAAGAUCCUCACUCAGCUGGUGCUGGACCCCGACGACCCCAACAGAGCCACCCACCUGAUCGCGGCACGGGCGGGCACGGAGAAGGUGCGCCAGGCCCAGGAGUGCGGGCAGCUGCACGUGGUCAACCCCGACUGGCUGUGGAGCUGCCUGGAGCGGUGGGACAAGGUGGAGGAGCAGCUCUUCCCACUCCGGGACGACUGCAGCAGAGCGCAGAGGGAGGAAGGCCCGGCAGCCUUUCCCGACAGGCAGGGUGCACUUCCAACCGCCUUGUUCCAUCCGACGCCUGUCCAUCCCAGAGCCCAGGCCGGCCCUGAAGUUCGGAUCUACGACGCCAAAACGGGCAAGCUCAUUCGGAAGGGCGCUGUGGGCCCCGGGCCCCCCAGCUCCCUGCCAGUCCACGUGGAGCACUCCUCCUUCAGAGUUGUUCAGCCACAUCAACAGCAGAUGUUUGGUGAAGAGUUGCCAGAUAAUCAAGAUGGAGAGCAGCCUGGUCCUUCUAGAAGAAAGCGACAGCCCAGCAUGUCAGAGACAAUGCCGCUGUACACACUGUGUAAGGAGGAUUUAGAGAGUAUGGACAAAGAGGUGGAUGACAUCCUAGGAGAAGGCAGCGAUGACAGCGACAGUGAGAAGAAGAAGCCGGAGGAGCAAGAGGAGGAGGAACAGGAGGGGGCACCUCAGCCCCAGGAGCCUGAGGCCCCGGGGGCCCACAUGGGGCCCACGCUCAAGUCAGCAUCAUCCAGCGAGAGGAGUGCAGCGGACGGCCGGGGGCCCAGAGGCCACAAGAGGAAGCUGAAUGAAGGGGAAGCUGCCAGCGAGUCCAGUGGGGAGUCCAGCUGUGAGGACGAGGAGGGGAGCAGCUCGGAGGCAGACGAGAUGGCCGCAGCGCUUGAGGCAGAACUCAACGACCUCAUGUGAUCUGCGGGCCACAGGGGCCAACACAUGCAUGUCCUUCCCUCCCUGCCCGUGCUGGCCUGCAGAUGGGGUUUCCUUUUCUCCAGAAAAACAUGUAUAUUUUGCAGAGCUCCACAUACAGAAACACAUUAUUUUGCAGAAAUAGGUGUUUUUAGAAGUUUUAGUACGGGAAAGUCUACUUUUUUAGGUGACGGGGUGUCCCGGGGAAGCGGUGUGCCAUGCCAGAGAUCCUUGUUGCACACAGCAGAGCCACGCAGCAAGACUGGGGUUGUGGUUUGGUGUCGU
Ceratotherium simum simum (southern white rhinoceros) is the source of this 2940-nucleotide messenger RNA. It is a transcript of the gene CTDP1, whose product is annotated as CTD phosphatase 1. Gene Ontology annotation, cellular component: nucleus. Gene Ontology annotation, molecular function: RNA polymerase II CTD heptapeptide repeat phosphatase activity. Lineage: Eukaryota; Metazoa; Chordata; Mammalia; Perissodactyla; Rhinocerotidae. The record is from RefSeq and is a predicted model, not a curated record.